CAUCCACACAGCCCAGGAGGGGUUUCCAGAUUUUCACCAGCUGAGAGAGCUUGGGACACUCAGGGGCUCAGGAACAGCAGCCAUCCCAGUGACUAAGAAGGAAAGCAAACCAAGAAGCAGCCUGAACUCCCAUUGCUCCCUGUGGCAGCAUCCCAAACAGUGUCAGCCGGAUGCUGAGCAGGCAGCGCACGAUUGGAUCACUUUCCUGCUUUCCUCUGAGUAACCUCUGCCCUGUGCCAUGGAACUCUGACCUGACAUCCUCAUCAUCCAGAAACAUCAGAGAGCUGGAGCACAGCACAAGCUGGAGUCAGCUCUGGAGAGACCAUCUCGUGAGCAGCACAGGAGCUCAGCCUGCAGACUCAAGACGCUUCCACCAUGACAGCAGUGGGUGUUUUUGUGCUCCUCUCCUUGGCGCUUUGCUGCAUCCCAGAUGCUGCCUUUGGGAUUGAGGUGGACUGCAGUACAUAUCCCAACACUACAAAUGAGGAAGGCAAAGAGGUGUUGGUGUGCAGCGAGGCCGUCAACCCCAUCUGCGGUUCCGAUGGAGUCACCUACGGCAAUGAGUGCCUGCUCUGUGCCUACAACAUAGAAUAUGGAACAAAUGUCAGCAAAGACCAUGAUGGAGAAUGCAAGGAAGUUGUCCCUGUGGACUGCAGCAGGUACCCCAACACAACGAGUGAGGAAGGCAAAGCCGUGGUGCUCUGCAACAAAGACCUCAACCCCAUCUGUGGUACCGACUGGGUCACCUACGACAAUGAGUGCCUGCUGUGUGCCCGUAACCUAGAGGCUGGAACCAAUGUUGGCAAGAAGAAUGACGGUGAAUGUAAGAAGGAAAUUAUCACAGUUGACUGCAGUGAAUACCCUAAACCUGCCUGCUCACUUGACUACAUGCCUCUCUGUGGCUCGGACAACACAACAUACAGCAAUAAGUGUAACUUCUGCAACGCAGUCGCGGACAGCAAUGGGACUAUCACUUUAAGCCAUUUUGGAAAAUGCUGAGUAUCAGUGCUGAGAGAAUUUACCACAGGAUCCCCACUGGCAAAU
Molecule: messenger RNA, 1044 nt
Organism: Myiozetetes cayanensis
Lineage: Eukaryota; Metazoa; Chordata; Aves; Passeriformes; Tyrannidae
Product: ovomucoid-like
Exons: 11
Coding region: 376-999 (207 amino acids)
Molecular function (GO): protein binding
Source: RefSeq, a predicted model, not a curated record